Parnassius mnemosyne (clouded apollo) is the source of this 729-nucleotide messenger RNA. Lineage: Eukaryota; Metazoa; Arthropoda; Insecta; Lepidoptera; Papilionidae. The record is from the annotation of a GenBank genome assembly.
AUGUCUAGUACGGUUCCGACCAGUUCUGCCCUAAGGGCCUUAGCCUUAGAAUAUAAAAGCCUUCAAGAGGAACCAGUAGAAGGCUUUAGAGUUAAACUAUUAGGAGAAGACAAUUUAUUUGAAUGGGAAGUUGCAAUUUUUGGACCCCCAGACACAUUGUAUCAAGGCGGAUACUUCAAGGCACAUAUGAAAUUCCCUCCUGAUUAUCCAUACUCUCCGCCUUCCAUUAGGUUCCUGACAAAAGUGUGGCAUCCAAAUGUUUAUGAGAAUGGAGACCUGUGUAUAUCGAUACUACACCCGCCAGUGGACGACCCGCAGUCGGGCGAGUUGCCUUGCGAACGCUGGAACCCUACGCAGUCAGUCCGCACGGUUCUCCUCUCCGUCAUAUCGCUGCUCAACGAACCUAACACCUUCAGUCCGGCGAACGUCGACGCUAGCGUUAUGUAUCGACGCUGGCGCGACUCCAAGGGCAAGGAUAAGGAGUAUGAAAACAUUAUUAGGAAACAGGCGCAGGUAGCGCGCAUGGAAGCCGAAAAAGAAGGCAUAGUUGUACCUCUCACACUAGAAGAUUAUUGUAUUAAAACACAAGUCAAAUCGACAACACAGGAACCACAGUUGGAUAUGACGGAUUUCUACGACGAUGAUUACGACGACCUCGACUCGGACUCGGACGAGGAAAUCGAGGGGGGUGAGGGUGACGGCGACGACAGCGGCAACGGGGAGUCGUGA